GCCACCGGCGGUCGGUCUGCAGCGCGUCAACUGCUGGUCCGACCUGGAGAGCAUCAUCUUCGCGGAGGGCAGCUCGCUGGGCUCGAGUGUGGCGGCGCCGCGGCCGUCGGUGCCCACCUCGCGCAUGGACACGUACCAGGACGACUGGCUCUAUUGGGACCAGAAGGCGAAGCUACGCGCCUCCUCCAAGCCGGAGGACCGCGAGCGCUGGGAGGAGGAGAAGACGCGGCGCAUGCUGCUCUGGCUGCACCACAGCCAGGCGGACGCGGCGCCGUACGGCUCCUGGUGGCAGGCCAAGCAGCGCGCCUCCGUCCGCUGGCUGGUGGCCAAGGCCUACAACUACCAGGUGCCGAGUAACCUGCGCGACCCGUACUACCGCGACCAGAGCGAUGGCGGCGAGCGACUCAAGCCACAGAUCGUGCACGCACUGGCCAGCGCCGAGCUCUACUGCUCCUGCCUGGCCAACAUCUACGCCGACCCCAACUACCACAACCUGUCGCACUGGGGCAUCAUCCAGGCGCUGGCCAGGAAGGGCGUGUACGUGGCCGAGCCGAGCGACGUGGCGCUCACCGAGACGGUGCUCAUCCAGACGGGACCCAUCAAAAUGAGCGCGCACAUGGCCGUGAUGGAGGCGAUCAUGGCGCUCUACAUCCGCGAGGUGAUCACAGCCGAGCGGGUGGUGGGCGUGGUGCGCCGCUUCACCCAGCUGCAGGCCUCCACCGAGCUGCCCGCCGACCAGGAGGAGGCGCUCCUGCUCUGGAUCAACAAGGCGUGCGCUCGGCUGCGGCUGCAGAUCGCCGCCGAGUGUCGCGCCCAGCCGGAGGAGGGCGGCGUGCCGAGCUUCCCGCUGCAGCAGGACAUGUCGGACCUGUCGGACGGCACGUGCCUGGCCGGCCUGGUGGCGCUCUACUGCCCGGACGAGCUCUCCUGGCCGGAGGUGGCCUUCUCCGACCCGCCGCGCAUCGCCGACAGCCUCUACAACCUGCAGCUGCUCGAGAAGUUCUGCCACGACGCGCUGCCCUAUAACCCGCACUUCCUCACGCUCGAGGACAUCCUGUACAUGCACAGCUCGGUGAAACAGAACCUGCUGGUGCUGCUAGCCGACCUCUUCUACCUGUUCGAGAUCAACCCGGCCAAAUGUGUCAGACAGCCCGUCAUGGGCAAGGAGAGGGUGAUAGAGGAGAUGCGCCGCCAGGGCGGCCUGGGCGGCAGUCCGCGGCGCUCUCAGCCUGACCUGCGCGGCUCAGCCAGCCAGGCGAGCAGCUUCUCAGGAGGGAAAUACCCGCACUCAGAGCCAUCUGUUGUCAUGCGGAGAAGUAGAGGCUCGCGCUCGGCCGAGAGAGGGAGGCAGCGCUUCAGCAUGUUUGAAGGUGGGUGCUGCGCCUGGGCGUCGCUGUACCCGGACUGGUGGUGGCGCUGUUCGCACCCGGCCACCGAGCGGUGCCACUACUGCUCGCGGCCCGGCCACCUGCCGUUCGAGCAGCAGUGCUUCCACCAUCUGGCCGACGCAGCGGGACGGGAGAGUCCGUCGGCACCGAGCGGCGGCUCGCGGCGGCCCCGCUCCGUCUACCCCGGCGACGACCGCUCCGUCUACCGCGACGACGACAGGUCCAACUCGGAGGAGAGCGAGUUCGUGGUGCAGCGCGCGGCCGGCCCGCUGACGCUGUCGCGGCUGGCGCACCAGCGCCGCUCGCAGAGCCCGCCGUCGUCGGUGCACUCGGACGAGCCGGCGGCGCCGCGCCGCCUCAAGGAGCGGCUCAACCGCGACACCAAGUGGGAGGAGCGCGGCGAGGAGCGGCGCGGCGCCGUCUCCGAGUGCGGCGACCUCGAGCGCCACCAGCCGGCCGGCAAGCCGUCGCCGAGCGGGCGCGGCGGCGGCGGCGGCCGACUUUCGCGGCGUAACUCGUUCUCGGAGGAGUCUCAGCUGACCGUGGAGAACUUCGGCGGCAGCCAGGACAACCUGCACAUGCUGGGCCGCAACCCGGACAAGCAGCCGGUGGUGCACCGCGGCCGGCGCGAGAGCAGCACGCACCGCGACCUGCUCAAGGAGAGCACCAUCAGCUUCGGCGACCGCGACCCCUUCCAGGACGUGGAGCAGGAGCGGGCGCUGUCGCGCAGCGCCAGCCGCCAGAGCCUGUACGAGACGCGCAGCGACAGCCGGCAGGAGCUGACGCGUCCGCCCAGUCGCAAUCUCUUCCAGGAGAGCACUAUCAAGGAGCACUUCAAGCCGACCGGCCGGCGCGGCGGCGACGAGCCCGCCGACGGCUUCCGGCCCAUCGGACGCGACGCCGACGACGGCGGCGUCGACAUCGACAACCGCGUGCUGGACGCCCUGGAGCGCGAGGCGCGCGGCGACUCACCCUCCAAGGGCAACCUGGUCAUCAUGUUCGACAACAACGACGAGCAGAAGCCGACCAGCUUCGCCGAGCUGUCCAAGGUGCAGCCGCGCGACAACGCCGGCGGCAUCAACAUCGUGUACAUGCAGCACGAGAAGGAGGACCGCGGCAAGGCGGCGCCGGCGCGCAGCAACGGCUCGGCGGCCGGCGCCGCCACCACCAGCUGGGUGCAGCAGCAGCAGAGCCAGCGGCCCGGCCUCCCGGCCUCGGAGGGCGCCCCCGAGCCGGACGUGAUGGCCUCAGAGCUGCACAGCAUCAAACUGCGCCUCGAGGAGAAGCGGCGCAACAUCGAGAAGGAGAAGCGGCGCAUGGAGUCGGCCAUGAGCCGCCAGAAGCAGACGGUGGGCAAGCAGGCGUUCCUGCAGGCCAUGGGACAGGAGAUGAGUCAGAAUCUGAGCCACAUGAAGGACAAGUGGUCUCGGGUGCCCGACGCCGCCGGCAGUCCGGACCUCGACAACAUGGACUACGACCAAUAUACCAGCUCGCUGCACAGCAUGAACGAGUCGCUGACGGAGCUGCAGGACGACAUACAACGGCUGUCGCAGCAGCAGUCGCAGAUGCAGCAGAUGCAGAACAUCAUGCAGAACGGCGGCCAGACUCAGCCGCCGUACCAGCAGGCGUACCAGCAGCCGCAGUACCAGCCGGGGCCGCCGCAGUACCAGGCCGGGCCGCCGCCGCCGCCGCCCGGCCAGUUCUACCUGCACGACCAGGCCGGUCAGCGCCGCCAGUGGGGACAGCCCAUGGCGCCCGACGACGUGUACCAGCACAUGUCCCCCAGCCGAGCCCGCUGGGGCCAGCCCGUCAGGCCCAUGAUGCCGAUGCAGCAGCAGUACGGCGCGCCGCCGGCCGACCCUUACUACCAGCCGCAGCGGCCGUUCCUGCUGCACCACGAGCAGCCGGGCUACCCGGGCGCCUACCACUCACCGCAGCACCACCGACUCGACGGCGGCAUGAUGGCGCCGCAAGGCAUGCCCGGCCCGAUGGCGCCGCCCGGCGGCUACCACCCGGACUACGCGGCGUACCCGCCGGCGCCGCCGCCACCGGCCGCGGCCGCGCCUGGCGGUGGCUUCCGUCUGCACGGCAGUCCGCGCAUGUACGGCGACUUUCAGUACGGCCGCGAGGAGCAGGGCUCGCCGCGCGUGCCGACGGUGCGCCGCAGCACGCCGCGGCGCCGCUCGCCCUCGCCGCGCGCCGCCGUCCUGCACGCGCCGCUGCCGGCGCCGCCCAUCGACGACAUGGCGCCACAGAACGUCUCCUUCAUCGGCGACCAGCAGCAGCAGGAGGAGGAGGAGGAACGGCGCCGGCGGCCGGAGCCGGAGCCGACCGCCGGCGGCCGCACCUACCGCCUGCCGCGGCGCUCCCCGGCCGAGCCGGCCGAGCGGCACGAGCCGUCGCCGCCGCGGGUGGUGUCGCGCGCGCCCUCUGCCGGCAAGACGUUCAAGGUGCACCGCUCGCCCAGCCCGCAGAGCCCGUCGUGGGCGGCGCGCCGCGCCGGCAGUCAGUCGCCGCUGGCGGCGGCGCGCGGCCAGCAGCAGCAGCCGCCGCCUCCGCCGGAGAAGGAACAGGACGAGCCGUCGCCAGAGGUGCUGGCUGCCAUGAAGGUCGACAAGAUCCGCGACAGCGCCGACCCAGAGCUUGGAUUUGUGAUAUCGUUUGACGACGACGCCGGUCCGCGGAAGCCGAAGCCGCGCCUGGGCGCCCGCCGGACGCCGGCGAAGACGGCCAGCUCCGGCGGCCUGGUGGACAAGCCGCGGCCUGCCAUCCCGCUGGAGGUGGACCCGAACCUGCCGCCGGAGACGAUGCGCCCGCUGCGGCCGCCCAGCCAGAGCUCGGCCGGCGUCGGCCUCGUGAUCGGCGACCAGCUGGUCAGCCCGCAGUCGGAGGCCAUGGACGAGAUGGAGCGGAAGAAAGAGCGCAUUCUCAUGAUGUCGCUGAAGAGGAAACAGGAUGCGGAGGCGGCGCGGCGCCGCAAGGAGGAGGAAGCUCUGGCGAGGAAGGAGGACGAGGCGCGCAAGGAGGAGGAGAAGCAACGCAAGAAGGAGGAGGAGAAGGCUAAGAAGGAGCGCAUCUUCGAGCAGUACAAGCUGAAGAAGGCCCGAGAGGAGGCGGAGAAGAACGGGACGGCGCCGCCUCCGAUGCCCAGCAAGCCGGCCGUGCGGCCCCGGCCCAAGUCGACGCCCAGCAAGCCACGGCCCAAGUCGAUGAUGGACGGCGGUCCGAUGACGCCGAGCCGAGGCGGCCGCGGCAGCAGCUCCAACCUGCAGGCCAUGUCAGAGGUGGAGCCGGCGGCUGAGGCGGCGCUGGGCAGCUCGCUGGUGCGGCACCGCAGCCUGAGCCGGCGGCGGCGCUCUAACAUAGCCGUGUCGACGCGCUCCAAGUCGCUGAGCCGCCGCCUGCAGACUCCCGAGCAGCUCAUGUACCCCGACAAGGGCCGGGAGGGCAGCGAGCAGUGGGGCUCGUCCUCCAGCCUGGCGGCGGCGGCCGGCUCGCGGCGGGGCUCCAACGCCAGUCUGUACGAGCCGAGGUACUCGAGACCGGUGGCGGGCCACUCGGGACGCAAGGUCUCCAACGACGGCGGCGGCAUGCGCAAGGACGGCCACCGCACGUCGACGGGCAGCUUGAGCGGCACGGCCGGCCGGCCCCGCUCGCGCAUGGGGCCCCGCACUGGCAGCUCCAGCUCGCUGUACGAUGACGAUUCGGGCGGCUACCGGAGAACCCAGUUCGCCCACUCGGGCCGACGACCGUCAGGUGAGUGGAGCCCGGCCACUGGAGCGGGCCGCCCUGGGCCACGCUCCUGCCCCCCGGUCACUGGAGCGGACCGCCCCGGCCACGCUCCUCCCCGAGACCUGUCAGCGACGGUGUGGCCGCUCGGCGGUGGGCCCAUUUGCUGGGCGCUGGUGCGGCCGAGGCCGUGUCCGUCCCACCGCCGCUGUGAUGAGUCGCCGCCGCUGUCGGCCGCGGAGCGCGCCGGCGCCGCCGGCGGCCAGCGGCCCAGCCUCAGCGGCGAUGUCAACCGUACCUACUCGAAGGCGGCCGGCGUCGGCGGCCGCCGCCAUCACCAGUCCCUGACCAACCUGUUUGGCACCGGCGGCGGCACGCCGCGCUACUCGGAGACGGACUCGGGCCUGGGCCGGGACACGCCCACGCGCCGCGGCGUCUCGCCCGGAGCGUACUCGCGCGGCGUGACGUCGCCGUCCGGUCCCGGCUCCCUGCCGCCCGGCCUGGUGUCGCGGCGACGCAACUACGGAGACGACGCCGCCAGCGACACCUCGUCCAUGGCCAGCUACGACUACAACGGGCCACGCCUCUUCAAGCAGCCGACCACCAAGUCGAACCGGUCGAUCCUGCUGAACGCCGUCGAGUACUGCGUGUUCCCGGGCGCCGUCAACCGGGAGGCCAAGCAGCGCGUGCUGGAGGAGAUAGCGCGCGUCGAGGCGCGCCACUUCCUCAUCCUGUUCCGGGACGCCCGCUGCCAGUUCCGCGCCCUCUACUGGUACGAGCCCGAGACGGACGAGGUGGUCAAGCUAUACGGCACCGGACCCAAGAUGGCCACCGACAAAAUGUUCGACAAGUUCUUCAAAUACAACUCCGGCGGCAAAUGCUUCAGCCAGAUCCACACCAAGCACCUGUCGGUGACGAUCGACGCCUUCACCAUCCACGACGCGCUGUGGCAGGGCAAACGGCCCAGUCUGCCCAGCAAGAAGGACAUGACCCUCGUGACGUAACGGCCGACCGACCGGCGCGUCCCCCCACCCCCCUUCCCCCCGCACACAUUCCGCUCUCGCGUCCGCCAACGUCUCAGCUAGCUCUAGACCCGUGGAUGUGAUAUAGCAAGUGGCUUGGUCAGCUGGCGCUCGGACGGCC
This is a messenger RNA of Pollicipes pollicipes, 6260 nucleotides long. RefSeq names its product patronin. The record is from RefSeq and is a predicted model, not a curated record. Gene Ontology annotation, cellular component: microtubule minus-end. Lineage: Eukaryota; Metazoa; Arthropoda; Thecostraca; Pollicipedomorpha; Pollicipedidae. The coding region runs from base 125 to 6121 and encodes 1998 amino acids. Gene Ontology annotation, molecular function: spectrin binding; microtubule minus-end binding; calmodulin binding. Gene Ontology annotation, biological process: cytoplasmic microtubule organization; negative regulation of microtubule depolymerization; neuron projection development. The transcript has 34 exons.